AUGGCCACAGUGUAUCAUUUCGUGAGCAGUAUCCAAGGCUUGACCUUGUCCGCACGAUCCUACUGCUAUAGUCUGUGCACUCGGGUUCUUCCACUGAGUAUUGAGGAUAAUGAUGACAUAGUCGCUGUUACCUAUACAGCAACAGCAGGUACUUUGAUGGCGUCACCCACAAGGCGCCGUAGCGGCGAGUACAAUUUCCGUCCAUGCGUAUCAUCAUUGGCUACGGUGACGAGAGAGAUUUGCUCUAUUAAGAAGAGAGAAUCUCCAGUUAGAGAUUCUAUCUUUUUACCUAACAACACCCUCACACGCAAAAGCCCUCCAACUCAAAACAAUACUGUUAAGCCAGCCCUCGAAUAUACCAGUCAACCUGCUAAGCUCAUCUACUUUACAUACCCCAGUGCCGAUGCGGAAGCGCUGCUGCGAGCAAUUGAAGGGAUCCUGAACAAGCAGGCUGUAUCAUAA
This is a messenger RNA of Aspergillus eucalypticola CBS 122712, 462 nucleotides long. RefSeq lists its product as uncharacterized. The record is from RefSeq and is a predicted model, not a curated record. Bases 1 to 462 code for a protein of 153 amino acids. The transcript has a single exon. Lineage: Eukaryota; Fungi; Ascomycota; Eurotiomycetes; Eurotiales; Aspergillaceae.